Aspergillus wentii DTO 134E9 is the source of this 1138-nucleotide messenger RNA. Its product is annotated as alpha/beta fold hydrolase. Gene Ontology annotation, molecular function: triacylglycerol lipase activity. The transcript has a single exon. The record is from RefSeq and is a predicted model, not a curated record. NCBI's taxonomy places the organism in Eukaryota, Fungi, Ascomycota, Eurotiomycetes, Eurotiales, Aspergillaceae. Gene Ontology annotation, biological process: glycerolipid catabolic process. The coding region runs from base 254 to 1105 and encodes 283 amino acids.
CAGUUUGUGUAACCACGUUCGCAGGAGCCAUGCAUUCAGUGUUACACAGAUCAGUCAUUAGUAUCUAAUCGCAGGUCAAUUAGAUUCAAUAGAUAGUGAAUUAUAUAUUCUUGAGUCCUCCCUUGCAUUAAAGUGCAACCAUCCAAGGCGGAUGUUGAAGUCGUAGCCAGCAUGUCGGCUGACACAAUAUCGCUUCAGCAGUCUUAUAUAGCAAGUUUACUCUAUGAUUCCCAUCUUCAGUACGAUCAACUAAAUGUCUCUCACAACAGGAACUCUCGUCCGAGAUAACAUCGACCUCUACUAUGAACUCCGUGGAACGGGACCUCCCCUUCUGCUCAUCCCCGGCGGAUACGGGACAUGCAUACCGUACACCAAGAUAGCCGACCACCUCUCUGCCCGAUUCCGCGUCAUCACACUCGAUCGACGGGGCUAUCUCCGCAGCAAAAAGCGCCACCCAUCAAGGUCCAACUCCCAAACCCUCUUCACCGAGAACGCGCACGACAUCGCCGCUCUCCUGCAAACCGUCACACGCGAGCCGGUCCUCGCUUUCGCCUCCUCCUUCGGCACCUACCCCUCCAUCGAACUCCUCCGUCUAUACCCAUCUCUCAUCCGCAAGCUGAUCAUCCACGACCCCGUCAUCGUCGACCUCGUCACCCCACGCAACCAAAUCCCCGUACGAAACGGCCUCAAAGCCGGCGUGCACGCCUACCGCACCCACGGAGGCGCAGCGGCAAGUACCCACCUCACACACCUCGUCACCAACGAGGCCGACCACGCGCUGAUCCGCGGCUCGCGCGGGUUCGCGCAGAUGCGAGACGUGAUACUCCAGUCGUUACAGUUUCUGUUCGACGAGGAGGUCGACGCGGCGCUGGGCUACGUGACUGAUGUGCCGUUUUUGCGGAGUCAGCGCGACAGGAUAUACCUCGUGAAGGGCGAGCUGACGAGUACGCCGUUUACGGCUGAGCCGGUGGUGAUGCUGGCGAGGGGGAUGGGGGUUGAUAUCAAGGAGAUUGUGGGGGGACAUGCGGGGUUUGUGAUUUCUCCGGGGGAGUUUUCGGGGGCGUUGGAGGGGAUAUUGGGAAUAGGGAGGGAGUCGAAGUUGUAGUUGACAUUGAUUUAUAUAGUUGUGUUACAGCCA